Molecule: messenger RNA, 5665 nt
Organism: Scophthalmus maximus (turbot)
Lineage: Eukaryota; Metazoa; Chordata; Actinopteri; Pleuronectiformes; Scophthalmidae
Gene: cramp1
Product: cramped chromatin regulator homolog 1
Exons: 20
Coding region: 134-3682 (1182 amino acids)
Biological process (GO): pattern specification process
Cellular component (GO): nucleus
Molecular function (GO): chromatin binding
Source: RefSeq, a predicted model, not a curated record
AAAACAGUUGAACUGCGCAGAGAGUUCAGCUCAGUCGAAGCAGGAGCAAGGAGAGGGCAGAAAGCGGAGAGAUCGGUGUCGGUGUUAUUAUGCCCAAUUUGAUCGAUAUUUGCCAAUCUAACCGAUCGGAUCCAUGGUGAAGAGGAAGAAGACGUCGCCCAGCAGCGAAGAGUACGACAAUGGCAUGACACUGGGCUCCAGGGAGGGGAUCGGUGUUGAUGGGCGGCGGAAUCCGUCCAGAAAGCCCGAAGGCUGCGACGAGGAGGAGAGCGGCGAGCAGGCGAGCGAGGAGCGCAGUACAAAGGGAGACGACGGAGUGGAAAUUCUUAAUCCAUCUGCCACGGCUCUCAGCCCCGGUGCAGCCCCGCUCCUCCCCGCCUCCCCGCCGGACCGGACCGGGCCGGGCUCGACCCCGCAGCCGCAGACCUCGGCGGAGUCCGCCCCUCCGUGUCACGACCAGCAUCAUUUUCUGCGAUCGAGCGUUCGACCUCCGAGCAAACGGAUCCGGAAGGAUUCCAUCGGCUCGGCCAUCAACGGACACGGCGGGGCCAGAUCGAAAGGCACAGAGAAUGGCUCUUCCUCCCAGGGGGCAGUGGGACAGUCGGGGCCGAUGGCCAGCUCCACAGGAGGAGUCUCCAAGGCCUCCAAGGGCCAAGGGUCGGCUGAGAAGGAGGAACAAGCCGGUAACCAGAAAAGGGCCCGUCGGCAGUGGGAGUCUUGGAGCGCAGAAGACAAAAACAGCUUCUUUGAAGGCCUCUAUGAGCAUGGGAAGGAUUUUGAGGCGAUCCAGAACAACAUUGCAAUGAAGUACAAGAAGAGGGGCAAGCCAGCUAACAUGGUGAAGAACAAGGAGCAGGUCCGCCACUUUUACUACCGCACCUGGCACAAGAUCUCCAAACACAUCGACUUUGCCAACGCGUACUCCCGAGUGCUGAAGAAAUCCUCUCAAGAACUGUAUGGUCUCAUCUGCUAUGCUGAGCUACGCAAAAAAGUCGGAGGCUUAAUGGAUGAUAAGAACGUGGCGAAGCUGAACGAACUCAUCCAGCAAGGGGCCACCACUGUGCGCUCUAAAGGGAGGAACCUUCGGAUCAAAGCGCCCAUGUGUCGCGCACUGAAGAAGCUUUGUGACCCAGACGGCGUGAGUGAUGAAGAGGACCAGAAGCCGGUGCGUCUACCACUGAAGGUGGCAGUGGAGCUCCAACCACGCAGUAACCACUCCUGGGCCCGCGUGCAGAGUCUAGCCCACAACCCUCGCCUCAGGAUGGUGGUCGAGCUCCAUAGGAAAGUUUCCAGCCUCAUUGAGUAUCUGAAACAGAAGUGGACGUACCAGGACCAGUGCAUUCUUAAGAGUCUCAUGGAGAGGGAGUCUCUGGAGAACAGCCAGUCUAACGCCGCCUCUCCCAGCAAAUCCCAGCCUGAUGAACUUUUUCUUUUCCCGGCUGAGAGCAGCACCUUGACCACGCUGCCUGGUGUGGCACGGGUGGUUCACUCCAAAGCCUCCUGCACCGUACACUGGCUAGAAAGUGGCAAGAACCGGCCAAAUGCCAAGGAAUUGCCAGCUGCCCAGAUCCUGGGUAUCCACACGGCGCCCCCACCUCGGCCUGGUGCUAAAUCUGGACGGGGGGGUACUGCUGCUGCUGGUGCAUUAGUGACUGUAUUGGGUGAUACUCGUCGGACUGAGCCCCCUAACCCUGAAUCUUCACCAGACGGUUCUGCGAAGGCAGAGGAGAGGAGACCUCUGUCUGUUUCUGUCACUGCUCCCUGUCAGCAGACUGUGGCUCCCAGAGAAGAGGAAGCUGGGCUGGGACCCUCUGAGGGGGGCAGGACCUGCACUAGCGUGGAGCCCAGUGGUGGAUUUGCGGUGAUCAAAAGCACAGAGAAGUUGUGUAGUGGUUUAGAGAUCUCGUCUGAGCAGUGCAAAGAGGAGCAGAACACCAGCACCUCUUCCCCUGAAGCCAGUCACACUCCUCUAGCCAAACUGCCGAUGACUGGCUCAGAGGAAGUGGCAUUGCAGGGCUCUGCACCGGCAGCCAGAGAGCGGACUGUUGAGCUGAUCAGAGAGGAAGGCUGGAGUGCCCGUGAUACGGAGAACGUCACCCUGGCUGAGCUAUACCUGAUGUUCGGAAAGCCUGGCAAGCUGCAGCUCGAGUACGAGUGGCAGCCUGUUGCGGCCCCUUCCAACAACCAAGAAAACGGACCAGCCUUGGUACAGGCCAAGCCCAGCAGGACACACAGAGUUUUGCGCUGCCUGCUCAAACUGGUGACCACUGAGGUCAAUCCUAAACCUCUGGCUCCGGAGCUGUGCUCCACGGCCACGUCACCGAUCAAGAGCCACCAGGAGGAGCAGAACCUGGUGCUCACACCUCCAGGAAAAGGGCCCGUAGCUGGUGUUCGCAGCCCCAGCUGUGGCCGGCAGCAGGCCUCUGUCCGAGGGGCCAGGUCACACCUGGCAAACGCUGGAGCCUCAGGUGGACGCAGUCUCCCUCGCUCUCUGCUGGGGUCGACAGCAGGCGCUGACUCAGAGGGGGGGGUGUUCGCGGUACCCACCACGCUGCCCCCCAACAGCUCGCGGCACAACAGAAUGUUCUCCCCCAACAAGGAAGCUGAACUCGCCUUCAGACAGCAGCUUGACUCCAUCAGUAUGCAGUCGGAUCUUUUUUCAAGACAGAGAAAACCUCGGAACAGGCAACUUCGGAAACCCCUUGUAGUUCAGCGAACACUGCUGCCCCGGACUACAGGAGACACUCCUCAGCACGUCUGCUCCUUCUCCAUCCUCUCAAACUCCUCUGCCACAGGAACUGGAUCCUUCCGGCCAAUCCACACUCGCCUGGCUCCAAACCCCCGCCCCCUCGUUUCCAAAGUUCCCCCUGCAGCACCCAGCUCUACAGCAGCAGCCAGCCAGCUCUCCAGUGCCAUUGACCUGGCAGCGAAAUCUGCAGGCAUCAUCCCUGGCAGUCCCUGUCGCAGUCUGGAUUCUCCCUCCGUUGAUAACAGCACUCUUCUCGCCACCACACCUAUUGCUGAUGCUGAACCGGACUCUCGACUCCUCGAGCAAAAUGUCCCAGAGAACGGUUUGCCUCCACCCUCUCCUGGAGUGACCGGUGGUGGAGACACACUCCUCGCUCCACCCAGUGUCGCUUCGCUCCUGGACAUCUCUCUGCCCGGACCCCCAGAAGAGGCUCUGGCCCCUGGGGAGCCUCAAACACACAUCAGUGACUCCAUCAUCGAGCUUGCCAUCAACUCGGCGCACUACGGGGAGGAAACGGCUCUAUCUCCAGCCAAGCUGAGCAACAAUGACAGCUCCAAACUUUUAACCUCGUCUCCGUCAGUCAGCCCGUCCCGAGGCUGGAUCCCAUCACCCACCCACGACCCCCAGUGGUACCCCAGCGACUCGUCCGACUCCACACUGGGAUGCCUUCUCUCCAGCAUGGUGUCUCCUGAUAAGGGGAGGCGGACCACCCUCACCCCCUCCGGCCCCUCCAGUGGCACAGCUUUGCUUGGUCCGAGCCUCCUUGACUGCAACUCCCAUGAUUCCUUUCAGUCCCGUGGCCUUCCCGAUGUGGCAGAGAUGGACUCUCAGCUCGCUUGUAUGAUGAGCGAGAGCAGCGUGGACUAUAUCGCUCGCUUCAAUGACCUGGCCCAGGAGCUGGCCGUGACAGAGCCCAACAACCCACCGCCCUGAAGGCAGAGAGGACGUGGCCCCACCGAACCAUGGCCGUCUGGAGGACGAGUCACUGGAGCGGCCGGAGGAUGGGUCUCGCCUCUGUGUCGAGACUUGUUGGUCCUCGGUCGCUCCCCCACUGAAGAGAAGACUGUUGUGGAGAACAGACCAGCCCCUAAAAGCCAUCCCUGCCCUGUUUGUUAAAGUGCAAUAACAAUGGUGAACCUCGACCAUUGUUCACAGCGAGUUAGAAACGCAUCGGUUUCACCGAACUUUACGGUGAAAUGCCCUUUAAAAACAAACACUUAAAAAGAAAAUGCGUUUACAAAACACAACCUCAUGUACAGGAAAAUACGAUGCCAUAUCUGAACAAAAUAUUUUAUGUCUUUUCCUGAUCCGUGUGUGCGUGCGUGUGCGUGUGUGCGUGCCAGUCUUUUGCUCACAGAUUGACCUCCAAAAUGUGUAAAUCCUGCAAAAUGUGCAGUGUAGAUCCUAGCUGCUGGAGGUGGAUUUUUGGUGUCAGUGGCAGUGAGAAAAACAUAACUUUAUAAAGUCUAUUCAGUUACUACAGUGGCAAACGUGGAGAACACCACAACACAGCAUGAAGGAGUGAAAUCCUUUGCGCAUGCCCUCUAAUUUACUAAUGUGCUUCUCAUCCAAGUCACUUCAGAUAUCAUUGGUUACAUUUUGGAACAUGACAUGAAUUUAAUUAUCUUACAGCCACGUGCAAAAUGGCAGCUUCUGUUAGACUAUGUAGCUCUACAACUGUGAUCAUCUGCAGCCGAGACCCUUGAAUUUAGUGCUGAAAUCUAUUGGAGUUUAAAGUCCAUCACCAGUGGCUUCAUCAAAUUUUGAAGUAAUUGAAAUUACCUUUAUGUUGGUUUGUUGCAUGAACAGGUUGCUAAGAAAUAAGAACUUUAUUCUUCUGGAAACUUAAUCUUGCAGUCAUCAGAAUACCCAAAUAUGGACUUUAGCUCUAAUUUUGAAUAACCUUAAGUUAUAAAUGGUAAAUAAAUAGUGUUUUGACUCCACUACUGAGAAAAAGAACAUUGCACAUUUACCUGAUCCCUUUUGCCCAUAAUGUGACCAACUAGGUAUUCAUUUUAGAUACUGUUUUGAAUUCAAAGCGACUGGUAACAUUUCCCUCUGGUUUAACUCCACAAGAGCAGGCAGUAAGAAGGAUAUAAUGACGUCAAACACUUAAGCCGCAGUCGACACUCCUCUCAUUUUAACUCACAAAUCACUAUUAAAAUCAGCUGAUUGAUAGAUAGAUAAGCAUUGACACUGAUCACUGGCUAAUGUCAACAUGAUCGGCUUCAAAACGCGUUCAUCAUCCCUUUAACGUCAGCAUCUGAAUGUGACAACGAAUAGAUGCUUGUUUUUUGCUUAGUUUUUGUUUCUUCAUCCAUGCAGUUUCGCUGUUGUUCACAGGGACUCGAGUACAGACUCACUGCAGUCAGAUGUUCUCCGAAUUUCAACCAACAAGCAUCGUCAAUAUGCAGUAUUGAACACACUUUGCCUCAUCAACAUGUUGAACUUCCCCUUCUGUGAGUGUAAAUUUGUCGGAGAUCUCCGGUCAUUUCACAAAAGGGUUUAAAAAUGUUGGUCUCCUUCGAGCACCUUGGGGGCUUUGACUCUACAAUGUAAAAGCUCUUGUGAUGAAGACGUCUGACAAGGUUUCAUCUCCUCACACUAGAACAGAAAUGGAGAUGAUUCUUCAUAAAGAAAUAAACAGCAGGUUUUGUCUUUGAAUCUGGCAUGUUGGUUUAUUUGUUUUUUGUUUCGGGAUUUAUUUGUACAAAUGGCAAUUCCAGUAUUCACUGCGCUUUUGUAACAUAAUUUAAAUUGUUAUUUGGACUAUUUAUUGGUAACAUUUGUGAAAAUGUUUUCUGUUUAACUUAAUAUUAAAAUGACAUCUGAAAAAAAGGAAAAAACCUGUUGUUUAAAAAUGUUCACUUUGUAAAAGGUGUUUUUAUCCUCUGUAUAAAGAUGGUUAUAAAACCA